Messenger RNA from Habropoda laboriosa, 3567 nucleotides. RefSeq names its product A disintegrin and metalloproteinase with thrombospondin motifs 7-like. Bases 1 to 3567 code for a protein of 1188 amino acids. Gene Ontology annotation, molecular function: metalloendopeptidase activity. NCBI's taxonomy places the organism in Eukaryota, Metazoa, Arthropoda, Insecta, Hymenoptera, Apidae. The record is from RefSeq and is a predicted model, not a curated record. The transcript is spliced from 16 exons. Gene Ontology annotation, cellular component: extracellular matrix. Gene Ontology annotation, biological process: extracellular matrix organization; proteolysis.
AUGCUCUAUCCACUGAUGCUUCAAGCGUUCAUCGUCGUUGUGCAUAUUGUCCCCGAGGCCCGUUUCCUUCGACCGAACGUCAGGGGCAUAUACACACUGGAGGAGCAUGUCUACGGACAUGAGAUAGUGAUACCACGAAAAGUCACCCACCAUGGAGAGCUUAUCUCGCACAACGUGACCCACCAUCACCAUGAACAUGGGCCAGUGGUUCACUAUCGAUUAUCGGUGGCAGGCAACGAGUACCACAUCCAGUUGACUGCCGUGGACAACUUCAUUGGGCCCGGGAUCGUCGUUGAAAGACGUAAACGGGACGUGCAUGUGCGUAGCCGGCCAAAAAAUCACUCGAGCAAAUGCCAUUAUCGGGGUUUCAUUCAAGGACAUCCGAAUUCCCAGGUCGUCUUGUCCGCCUGCGAUGGUCUGGCGGGCAUGCUGCGUGGCGAUCACGGAGAGUUCUGGUUGGAACCAGUCGUUGUGUCCCCGGAAGAAGAACAAGUCCGGCUGGAAGACGCCGGCGCCGACGGACGCGAACACCGGAACUCGUCGCUGGCCAGGCCGCAUCUCGUGUUCCGUAGAUCCGCCGAGCAGCCGCAGCUCGAAAUCGGCGCCGCCGCUGCCCGCACCAGACGCCGACGUAAAAAGAAGAGAAAACUCGAGAGAAACUGUGGCACUCGCGAGCCUAGACGGUUGACGGAGACGCGGCUCGAGUGGCAGACGCAGCCUGGUUUGGUCCAGGUUCAAGGACGCGGCCGAAGAAAACACUAUCAGACGAAACGGUGGCAGCGUUCCAGGCGAUCGAUCAGUCGACCACGUCACGUCGAGGCUCUCGUUGUUGCUGACACGACGAUGAUGGCUUUUCAUCAAGACGGCGACGUCGAGACGUAUCUGCUGACCAUCAUGAACAUGGUGUCCUCGCUGUACCUCGAUCCGACCAUCGGGAAUUUCAUCAACGUCGUCGUGGUCAGGAUUAUCCUCGUGGAAGAGGAGGACGCCGAACAAGGGCUGGACAUCACUGUGAACGCAGACAGGACGCUGUACAAUUUCUGCAAAUGGCAACAGAAACUGAACCCGGUGGAUGACUCGCAUCCGAAUCACCACGACGUGGCGAUCCUGGUGACGAGGGAGGACAUUUGCUCGAGGGCGAACACGCCAUGCAGCACUUUGGGAGUGGCCCACGUUGCCGGUAUGUGCCAGCCAGACCGCAGCUGUAGUGUCAACGAGGACAAUGGGAUCACGCUCGCGCACACCAUUACCCACGAAUUGGGACACAACUUCGGUAUGUACCACGACACGGAGAAGAUCGGCUGUAGCAAGAGAGAUGGCGACACUCUACACGUAAUGACGCCGACAUUUGAGGUAGACACCAUUGGCGUAGCAUGGUCUAGAUGCUCAAGAAGGGACAUCACAAAUUUCUUAGACCAGGGAAAAGGUGAAUGUUUGGAGGACGAGCCAGCACACAACGAUUAUGCGUAUCCAGACUUGCCACCUGGCGCGAUGUACAACGCUGAACACCAGUGCAGGCUUCAGUUCGGCGUCAGGGAGGCUUCCGUUUGCUCUCCUCUGCAGGAGAUCUGCUCUAAAUUAUGGUGCAUCGUCGACGGCACUUGCACCACCAUGCUUCAUCCGGCUGCACCGGGGACACACUGUGGUAAACACAUGUGGUGUCAGAAUCAGGAGUGCGUGCCAAUAGUAGACAGGCCGCGUCAGAUAGAUGGUGGUUGGGGUGAGUGGGGCUCUUGGAGCGAGUGCUCGAGGACUUGCGGCGCAGGCGUCUCGAUCGUCGAGCGGAAAUGUGACCAUCCAGAGCCAGCUCACGACGGCAAGUUUUGCAUCGGCGAGAGGCGUCGAUACAAAAUCUGCAACACUGAACCGUGCCCCGAGGGCACGUCCAGCUUUAGAGCGAUUCAAUGUAGCAAUUACGAUGGCAAGGAGUAUAAAGGGAAGAAUUACACAUGGCUGCCGUAUUUUGAUCAGACGGAGCCUUGUGAAUUAUACUGCACCGAUACAGAGGAGAGCGUAAUCGUUCCAUGGGGUGAAGCAGCUCUAGAUGGCACACCUUGUAACGUUGGCACCAGGGACAUGUGUAUUGCUGGAAUCUGUCGAAAAGUUGGAUGUGAUUGGGCAGUAGAUUCAGAUGCCACAGAAGAUCGUUGCGGAAUCUGCCACGGAGAUGGAACUCAAUGCGAAACAACUGGAGGAGUUUAUGAAAAGAAUGAUGGUCCAGGUUAUAAAGAAGUCAUCGUCGUCCCCAUUGGAUCAAGAAAUAUAAAAAUCGAAGAGAUUGGUAACAGCAAAAAUUAUAUUGGCAUAGGAGUGCCGAAUUCUGACAAGUACUUCCUUAAUGGAAAGCGGCAGAUCACUUUAGCAGGGGAAUACGAAGUCGCCGGAACUCCAGCCCUUUAUGAACGUGAUCGUGACAGAGAAAAGGUCAGAAUUCCAGGCCCUAUCAGAGAGGACAUCGCUGUCUACUUGAUUUCCAGAGGGCACUAUCGGAAUUUCGGGUUACGUUACGAAUACACCGUGCCGAAGAAGGAGCCUGAUCGUGCACCAGAGUACUCAUGGGUAUUUUCCGACUGGUCGCUGUGCACGGCCACUUGCGGCGGUGGCACACAGACCUCGAAAGCACUCUGCAACGAAAAGAAGAGCGGGGUCGUCGAGGACCACUUUUGCGAGGGCAUCGAGAAGCCGGAAUCGAUUUUGCGGGAAUGCAAUUUGAAUCCGUGCCCAGCCAGAUGGUGGAUCGGUCCAUGGCAAAUGUGUCCAGUAACCUGUGGUGAAGGCGCUCUUCGAAAACGAUCUGUGAUGUGUGUCUCCUCGGGAGUGGGCCCAGACAGAUCAGAUCUCGCUCUACCUGACAAAGACUGUAACAGGGACGUGAGACCUGAAGAAGUCAGUCCAUGCCCUAAUUUACCCCCUUGUGGAUCAACUGAACCACCAUUAAUUGUCUAUGCAGACAACAAAGAUGCCUCUUUCUAUAACGUGAGCUCAAAUGACCAAGACGGUAUCACGAUCGUCGACGGUUUGACGACUGAGGAGCCGGAGAUUCUCGAGUUUGAUAAUGUUGUCGACGAAAAUCCAGAUAAUUCUAUGUAUAAUACUAAAUCAAAGUGGAUCGUGUCGAAAUGGAAUCAUUGCACCAAUGGAAAGAGGAGUAGGAGGGUGACUUGUUCAGUACUAGGAGAUUGCAAUCCAGAGAACAAGCCAGCUACCAUUGAAAUUUGUCAGGGUGGGAGAUGGGUCACUGGAAGAUGGGGAUCCUGCAAUGCGAGCUGCCUGGCAAGGGUUGGCAUUAAGCGCAGGGAAGUCGAGUGUCGUGACCGUGUAACGGAAUUGCUGUCCGACGAUUGCAACCCCGAGAGAAGGCCAAUCGAUACCAGACGUUGUUAUCAUAGGCGGCAGUGUGCGAACGAUAAAUCCGAAUGCAAGGAUACUAUAGUACCAGCCUCAAUGUGUGCGACAUAUAGACGCAUGUGCGACGUAUCAUCGAUCGUACAGGAGAAAUGUUGCGCAACAUGCUUCAAGAAACGAAGACAUGGUCAUCACAACAGAAGGCACAUUUUCAAUCAUUGA